AUGACAUCAACAACAAAAGUUGAUCGAGCAGUUCUCUUCUCACAAUGUGAGUUUUUCGUUGAUUAUCGGUCAAGUCAAACUGGAUGUGAUCGUUCUCUUCGCUUGGGACAAGAAUUAGAAUCGAAAUAUGGUGCAAAGAUUGUCGAACAUCCUUCGAAUACAACCACGACACAUAUUAUUUUCAAAAAUGGCAAUGUAGAAACGAAAUUAUUCGCGAAAAAAUACAAUAUACCUCUACUCGAUCCGAUGUGGUUAGAACAAUCGAUUCGAAAAAGACGACUAGUUAAAACGGACAAAUAUCAAAUCGAAAACGAUGAGAAUGUCCAACCGAUAGAUGUAUUUACAUUUGAUCGAUUAGCAAUUGCAAGUGACGAUUUACCGGCGCCAUCGACUCCAAAAAAUAAGCCGAAUCAACUCGGAAAUGCGAAUGUUGAUUCGGAAAAACGAACGAAAAAACUUCUUUAUACACCUGUACGAGGGGAAUUCGAUCAAGGCGACCCUCACGAAUAUUAUGAUCAUCAAAAGCGAAUCAUCACUUUGGAUAAUUUGGGAAUGGACUUACCAGACGACAAUCAUGUGUUAAUACAUCGAUAUGGAUGCAGUGUUGCUCGUCGACAGAUUCAGGAGAAACCAACUCCACAAAAAGAAUUGAAAGAUGAGCCAGUCAAUCCUAUCAAAUAUGAAGAAUUACCAACGACAAUAAGUGUUCCCACUGAAUCUCAAUCAUCACCGGUCAUUCAUUUUGCUAAUGCGAUCCGUCCUGGUCGCAAGUCACCAGGUCCACUCCCUCUGUCUCCUUCGACAACAUUCGAUUUCGAUAGCCAAAAACAAUACAAUGCACUUGGUAAUCGUCCACAAUCGACUCCACUCGCUUCACCAAUCGUGUGUCGACCAUUACCAGUGAAUGUUGUCGAGAAAGAACCACCUGUUGAGAUUCCUAUUGAAAAAAUUCCCGCGGAAAAACCAUGUAUAACACCUUUGAAAACAGCAGAUUAUUCAUCAUUUACUCGAAUUUCACCGUUGCAUCCAAUCAAAUCCAAGGUUCACUUUGAAGUUCGCCCUGACGAAGAAGAUGAACGAAACGAUCAAGAGGAGAUCAAUGAUCCUGAGCUACCAAAAACGAAUGAGGAUGACAUACCUCGGCCACCACCCCUCCUUGCACUUUCCCAAGCAAUCCGCAGGAAACAUCCUGAACGACUGAUUGACACUAAACUAAAUGAUCAAUUACCAUCAAUGAAAGACUUACCAAAUGCACCAGCAAACUAUUCCUUUGUUUUCUAUGAAUUCGAACCAACUCUAUUAGCAGAAGCAAAACGAUUGACACGUCGUAUGGGUGAUUGUUUUUCUUUCGACACCAUUGAUAUGACAACUACACAUGUUAUCAUACCAGAAGAUGAUCCACAAAUGAGAUUAACAAUUGAUUUUUUGCUUGCUUUAAUCUAUGGAUGUCGUAUAGUAACAUUCGAAUGGUUGAAAUGUUCAUCUCGUGUCGGCGAAUGGUUAAGUGUCAACAAAUUCGAACCUAAACAACUCUAUCAAACACAUUCAUCAUUGAACAUUUAUCGAAAAUCUCGGCAACAACAAAAACCUAUACAUCUAUUUAAAGAUUGUGGAUUGAUUUACCUUACAUCUAUUGCUAAGCAACGAUCAUUACUGCUCAGAUUGAUUUCACUAUUAAGCGGAAAUAUAACCGUUAGUCGUAAUUUGGCAAAGAUUGUUGUUGGACGCUCAUCAAAGGCAUUGCCAAUCAUAAUUUAUCCUCAAGUAACUGAACAAUGGGUUAUCGAUUCAGUUAAAGCAGGUGAAUGUCUUCCAGUUGAUGAUUAUCUCGUGGAAAAUAGUACUGAAUGA
Molecule: messenger RNA, 1851 nt
Organism: Adineta ricciae
Lineage: Eukaryota; Metazoa; Rotifera; Eurotatoria; Adinetida; Adinetidae
Source: the annotation of a GenBank genome assembly